This is a messenger RNA of Hirsutella rhossiliensis, 1017 nucleotides long. Its product is annotated as t-complex protein 11 domain-containing protein. The record is from RefSeq and is a predicted model, not a curated record. The transcript has a single exon. Bases 1 to 1017 code for a protein of 338 amino acids. Lineage: Eukaryota; Fungi; Ascomycota; Sordariomycetes; Hypocreales; Ophiocordycipitaceae.
AUGCAGUCCAAGAAGGUGGAUGUCAGCGGGGCCAAGCAGUGGUACAACGACGCCGACCGAAGAUACUCUCCCGGCAUCGGCAACACGACGCAGACGUUUGGCGACAUGGGCGUGUUUUUCGAGGCACUGACCCACCUUGUCCUCCCCUCGACUGCCGAGAAGCGCGUUCCCAGCACCUUUCUUUUCGACGAGGAGCGCAUCAUGAAGCUGAAAUCUGACAUGCUUGAUGCCGUCAACCUCGAAGUCUGCAUGCGCAUGUACGAGGACCUGGAGAGGGUGGGACGAUUCAGCUCGAGAAUGUUUGGCGCCAGCCGGGCCGUGGACGAGGAUACGCUAAACAGGUCCAUGUCUCCCGAGUUCAACUUCAACAGCCCAAUCUCCACCUCUCGACCGUCAAGUCUCGUCUUCAGCACAUCUGGGUCCGCGUCUUCGUCGCCCAGAUCCUCCUUCGUCAUGCCCUCGUACGUCGCCCCCGAGACGAGCGAGCCGCGGACCAGGACCCGCGACGUGUACAGCACACUCGUUGCCCUGCUACAGUCGGCGACACCGACGUCCCGCCCCUAUGCUCGCUGGCAAGAGCUCGCUCCUGCCAUGGCUCUCCAGAUCUUCCGCUAUACCAAUGCGCCGUCGGAGAUGCUUGCUGCCUUUGAGGAGAAGCUGAUGGACAACGUGUGCAACGCAAACACACAGCUCUAUCUCGAAGUCGAGCAGUCGUUUCACAGCCGGCUGAUGGCGGAGCUCGGCAGCCGGGUCCGCGAAUUUAAGGCCCUGUCCGGGGUGUCACUCUUCGCCGUGGCCACUGGCGGCCGUGUCCAGAGCGGCGGCAGCCUCCAGUCCGGGCGAGAGCGGGACAUGGAGGGGUCGCCGCGUGAGGGACAGGAGGAGGGCGGACUCGAAGACAUGGCCGUCCGUCUCGCUCACCUCGGCGUCUUGCACUGGCGCGUCUGGGCGCAGCUGGUGUACUUGAGCGAUGCUGACGACGACAUGUCCCUGGAUGGGCCCUCGGGCCAGAUCUGA